Messenger RNA from Notodromas monacha, 332 nucleotides. NCBI's taxonomy places the organism in Eukaryota, Metazoa, Arthropoda, Ostracoda, Podocopida, Cyprididae. The record is from the annotation of a GenBank genome assembly.
GUGUCGUGGCGUGCGCCUUGUCACUUGUGUCGUCGACGGAGAAACAGUUCCACUACAGGAAUAGGGCUAACCAAGAUGCCUUGAAAGUUGGAAAAUUUGUUCAAGAAAUGGAGCGAGUUCGAGCCGGAAAACGGGAGAGCCGCCAGCUGGACGAGGUUUUCGGCUCAAUUGCUGACAUUACCCAGAUCCUCGGGUUGAUUAUGAGACUGGCCCAGGCUGCUGUGAAUGGGUUCGCGUACAUCGCCAACAUGAUGGCCAACGCCCGCCAGGACUCGCCGCUCCUGGCCCAGGUUCUCUGGGCCGCCGUGCAGCUCCUUGGCCAGGGAGCCGUC